AUGGAACGACGAUUAUUGCGAAAACAGGUAUCGGAUGAUGAAAAUAAUGAUGACAUGGUUGAAGUGGACAAGAUCUCUUUUACAAGCUUUGGAAGUUCCGAUGAUGGUGAUCUGCGUAUGUCUGUUCGAGAAAGUCCUGUAUUUUCAAAUUAUUCAGACUUUAAAUCAACGUCUGAGCUUUCGCUUCACUGCCGAGUUAGAUCAGUCUCUGGGAACGAGUCGUCUUCACGUGUCCCGUCUUCCUCUAACCUUGGUGAUUUUUCCUGUGAUAGCCCAAAAAUAGUCACAACUUUGGAAUCUGAAGAUACUGAAGCUACUGUAUCCGCGGAACCAGAAGUUGCUAGUGAACCUGCUGAAGGAUCACCAACUUCAAACGUUUUCCAUACUGACUGGUUGGAUAACUUAUAUUCCAACUCACUGGGUCCCUUGCCAGAAAUUGUUCAAGAACCCUACUGGAAGACAAUGGAGAAAGAGUUAACAGAUUUGCGGCAACGCGAUGCAAGCAUCUCCAAGGAUUUAGAGGAGUCCAAUUCCUAUAUGUAUUCCUUACAAUUGUCGCUUUGUGCUAUGGAAGAGGCGAGGUGGUUGAAUGAGAUUUCGAAAGAUCCUGAGCUGUCAAUGCUUAUCCAUGAGAUUGAUCCAAAGUUCCCUUUGGCCGUCAAUCGUAUGCCCUAUAGUCGUGAUGGUUGCGGGCCGUCCACCUCUGAGGAUCCAGGUGCAAGUCAGGAUCAACCUCUACAAACAUUUGAACCCUAUUUCGAUGCUGCUGAACAACUCGAUGCGAAGCCUGUCUUUUUCGUGAACAAAAGAAGAUCUGUUCGUCGUCACAGAGGUGGGAAUGGUAGUCCAUCUAAAAAGCAUGAGCCAACAUGGAACGAGCUGUCCAAGACGGCUUUGGAAAGUUUUGUCGAAAAGGAAACCAUUAGAGAUCCUCGGAUCGCAAAAUGGAUGGAUGAUUUGAUUCAACACACCGACGACCUCAUGUCUCUUCCUAGCACAUCACAUGAUAAUAAACCAGAGACCAGUGGUGGAAUUAUCACAGAAUCUGAUAAAAGCUCAGAGUGGACUCCACUUUGUGAGGAUUGGAUAUUUACGUUGUGGAAGCAGGACAGUAUCCGGAUGUUUUGCAGCAUCAAGACAAUUCUUGAAGCACAAAAUAAUCGUUGUUCCGGUUGCGGUAUUCGAAUAGAGAAGGAAUAUAUGAAACGGGUCAAAUACUGUGAUUAUUAUGGAAAAGUAUUUUGCCAGUGUUGCCAUCAAGGGUCGAAAUCUAUUAUUCCGGCCAGGAUAUUGCACACAUGGAAUUUCAACGAAUUCCCUGUAUGUGAUCUUGCCUUUCACUUCUUAACCGACAUUCGCGAUGUGCCUGCAAUCAAUGUGUGCUCAGUAGCUCCACAUAUUGUAGAAAAAAUACGGGUCCUAAAACAUGUGAUUGUCUUGCGGGAAAAAUUAGCCUACAUGUGGGAUUAUGUGAAGGAGUGCCCGGAUGCGGAAGAAACAAUAACAAAAUACGGGAAUCUUCGCACACUGUUUACAUCAAUGGAGCAACACCUGCUUCAUUCACUGGAUUUAUUUUCUCUAUCUGAUCUUGUUCGUGUACAUAAUAAGGAUAUGAGCACCUUAUUAGAACCAAUAGUAUAUUUCGCGAAAUGUCAUAUAGAAGUUUGUGAGCACUGCAAAAAAUAUGCGGCCACGUGUGCAUACUGUGAGAACGCUCAAGAACUACUUUUUCCAUUUCAACUGGAGAAAGUGUACAAAUGUGGCACAUGCGGAUCGCUCUCACACUUGAAGUGCCAGACGAAGUUUAGGAGAAAAAUGUCAGUUGACAAAGGUUGCAAAAAGUGUUUUAAAACAGGUAAGGAUAGGUAG
Messenger RNA from Necator americanus (New World hookworm), 1869 nucleotides. RefSeq lists its product as uncharacterized. Gene Ontology annotation, cellular component: intracellular membrane-bounded organelle. The coding region runs from base 1 to 1869 and encodes 622 amino acids. Gene Ontology annotation, molecular function: phosphatidylinositol phosphate binding. The record is from RefSeq and is a predicted model, not a curated record. NCBI's taxonomy places the organism in Eukaryota, Metazoa, Nematoda, Chromadorea, Rhabditida, Ancylostomatidae. The transcript has 15 exons.